AUGAUCCCCAUCCACCUACUCAUCCUACCCAUCGUCCCUUCCCAUCCCAACCAUGAUCGCCAUCCAUCUAUUCAUCAUCCUCCUGCUCCUCCUUCCCAUCCCCACCAUGAUCCCCAUCCACCUACGCAGCAUGCUCCUCCUGCUCCUCCUACCCAUCCCCACCCUCAUACGCAUCCACCUACUCAUCCUCCUCCUGCUACUCCUACCUAUACCCACGAUAAUCCCAAUCCACCUAUUCAUCCUCCUUCUGCUCCUCCUACCCAUCCCCACCAUGAUCCCCAUCCACCAACUCUUCAUGCUUCUGUUGUUCCUACCCAUUCCCACCAUGAUACCCAUCCAUCUAUUCAUCCUCCUCCUGCUCCUCCUAUCCAUCCCCACCGUGAUCCGCAACCACGUACUCAUCAUACUCGUGCUCCUCCUACCCAUCCCCACCAUGAUCCCCAUUCACCCACUCCUCAUCAUUCUGCUCCUACUAUCCAUCCCCACCAUAAUCCUCAUCCACCUACUCAUCCUCCUCCUCCCCAUCUCCACAGUGAUCCCUAUCCACUUACUCAUCCCCACCAUGAUCAGCAUCCACCUACUCAUCCUCCUACUACUACUCAUCCCCACCGUAAUCCCCAUCCACCUACUCAGCAUGUUCCUCCUGCUCCUUCUACCCAUUCCCACCAUGAUCUCCAUCCACAUACUCAUCCUCAUCUUCCUCCCCAUCCCCACCAUAAUCCCCAUUCACCUACUCAUCAUUUGCCUGCUCCUUCUACUCAUUCCCACCAUGAUCCUCAUCCACCUAUUCAUCCUCCUCCUACUCCUCCCCACCGUAAUCCCCAUCCACCUACUCCCCAUCCACCAUGCUCCUCCUGCUCCUCCUCCCCAUCCCAACCAUAA
Molecule: messenger RNA, 882 nt
Organism: Trachemys scripta elegans
Lineage: Eukaryota; Metazoa; Chordata; Testudines; Emydidae
Exons: 1
Coding region: 1-882 (293 amino acids)
Source: RefSeq, a predicted model, not a curated record